Molecule: messenger RNA, 3744 nt
Organism: Lepisosteus oculatus (spotted gar)
Lineage: Eukaryota; Metazoa; Chordata; Actinopteri; Semionotiformes; Lepisosteidae
Source: RefSeq, a predicted model, not a curated record
GCAUGAAGGGCUUCCGUUUCCGGAGGUCGGCGCGUGCUGCCUCUUGCUGUGCUUCGCUGGUCUGGGAAAUUUUUUUUUUUUGGCUGUUGCCGAGAGCUGCAAGCAGGGAUGAUGAUGAUGGCGGAGCUGGUGCAGGGACAGGCCUCGGUGGCACAGCCCGGACUGAAAGCAGACGGCUUCGCCGACGCUUUACACCGGGCCCGGCAGAUUGCUGCUAAAAUGGGUGGAGAGCCAAUGCCCCACCUGAACAGCUCCUCGCCUGUUGUAGACCCCUCAAUUUAUGGCUAUGGAGGACAGAAGCGUUCUCUGGAGGAGGGAGUAGGUAACCAGCUCGGAGCAAUGGUACAUCAAAGGGCUAUUAUGACAGAAGACUUCAAAGUGCCUGAUAAAAUGGUUGGAUUCAUUAUUGGCAGGGGAGGUGAACAGAUCACAAGAAUUCAGCUAGAAUCUGGCUGUAAGAUUCAGAUCGCUGCAGAUAGUGGCGGUAUGAUGGAGAGGCCCUGUACGCUGACUGGGACCCCAGAGAGUAUAGAGUAAGAGGAACGGGUCGUGGGAGCAGUGAGCAGGAGAUGUAAUUCCUCCAUUGGACUGUUUAUCUGUGACCUUGACGGUCCUUGGGAUAAGGCAGCUAUUUUUUGUCCUCUGUUUUGUUUAAAGUGCUGUCUCUGGGCAGGUGGAAAAAAAAACUUUUCUUUGUGUUGCCAGGAAAGAACGGGUGUGAAAAUGAUCAUGAUCCAAGAUGGGCCCAUGCCAACAGGCGCCGACAAGCCUCUGCGAAUCACUGGAGAUCCGUACAAAGUGCAGCAAGCCAGGGAGCUGGUGGCAGAGAUCAUCCGGGACAAGGACCAGGGCGACUUCAGGAGUGGCAGGAGUGACUUCGGGUCUAGGCUGGGCGGCAGCAGUUUGGACGUGGCGGUUCCCCGGUUUGCAGUGGGCAUUGUUAUCGGCAGAAACGGGGAGAUGAUCAAGAAGAUUCAGAAUGACGCAGGAGUGCGGAUCCAGUUUAAGCCAGAUGAUGGAAUAAGUCCAGACAGAAUCGCCCAGGUGAUGGGGCAGCCAGAGAGAUGUCAGCAUGCUGUCCACCUUAUAAACGAGCUGGUCCACACCGCACAGGAGCGGGAUGGAUUUGGGGGUCCGGGGGGUCCCAGAGGAAGAGGCCGGGGUCGUGGCGAUUGGAACCUUGGGGCGCCAGGGGGUCUACAGGAAGUGACGUACACGAUACCCGCAGACAAGUGUGGGCUGGUCAUCGGGAAAGGUGGAGAAACGAUCAAGAACAUCAACCAGCAGUCCGGGGCGCACGUGGAGCUCCAGAGGAACCCCCCUCCCAACACCGACCCCAAUGUCCGCAUCUUCUCCAUCCGUGGCACCCCGCAGCAGAUGGAGCUGGCCAGGCAACUCAUAGAUGAGAAAAUUGGGGGCUCAGGGAUGGGCGGAAACAGUAGUUUUGGCUUGAACCCCUUCACUCAGGGGCCGGCUACUCCCCACCAAAACGGACCACAGACAUUCAUGACGGGAGGAUGGGGGACAACGUAUCAGACGUGGCAACAGCAGAGCCAGCAGGACCCCAGCCAGCAAAGCCAAGCCCAGAGCACAGGCCCUGACUACAGCAAGGCAUGGGAGGAGUACUACAAGAAACAGAGCCAGGCUGCGGGCCCUGCCUCCCAGCAGAGCUCUCCCCCAGACUACAGUGCUGCCUGGGUGGAGUACUACAGACAGCAGGGGGCGUACUACGGGCAGGGCACACAGCAGACACCGGCGCCAGGCCUUCAGGAACAUUAGAGUGGAUAUGCUUUUGUUGAAGAUUUUGGAAUCAGUAUGAAACGAAGAAAAAAACCUUUUCUAACAGAGGUUUCUAGAUUUGCAGCGCCUUGAAGACUUUUACUUUUUUUCUUAGUGAGAAACACUAGCUGUAGAAUGACUUAUACAAUUAAAUACAAAUUUCUAAAUCAGGAACAUUUAAUUUUACUAAAACGGGACAUCAUUAUAUUCGAAAAGGACAAUUUCUGGGAUUCUUUUUGAGCUUAGGAGAGGAUUUUUUUCAAUUGAAAUUGAGACUCUAUAAAGUACCCCGAAAUUGUAACAUUUCAGCAAAACGCAAUAUAAUCUAUUUUUUCUAGUUCUGUUGCAAUAAAGUAAUUACGGGCUUAGCAGUCUUGAGUAUAAUUUGAUUUUGGUGUGGGGGGGGACAAGACAUGUUUUAAGAAUGUGUAAAUUUUUGUGUAGGUUCCUUUUUUACAUAAAACAUUUUAAUUCUGUGAGAUGAAACUGUGAUAUUUUGUUACAGGAAAAAGAAUUCUUUUGUUACAAAAUACCAGUAUUGGUGUUUUACAGAUGGCAACCAAUUCUUAAGUUAAUUCCUUUUAUGUGUUCUAUUUUCAGUGUCAUUUUAUUGAGCUCUGGUUUAAAAAGGUGCAAUAUCUUAUUUCACUUUUGAAACAAAGAUGAUUUCUAAUAUUUUGACAGACGUUAACUGGUAGUUCUUAGAUUCAACUUUGUUUUAGGCAAUGGAAAAUGUAACCUGAAUAACUUUUAUAAUAAUGAUCCAAUUGUGGGGAACGGGAUUGCGUUUAUUGUAAGUUUUGCCUUUGAUAUUGUGUUAAAUUUUGUACAGAGAUACUUGACGAUAUACCUUAUUUAAAAGCUACAAUUAAAUCAAGCAGGAUUAGUCAUUAAAAAGGUCUCAUUUUUACAAGAAGGACAUUUCCAGUGUUUUUUCUGUGUAACGUAGGGAUGGGGGGGUUAAUGGGUGGGUCUGUAGAAUGUUCAAAUAUUAUGAAUGUGCUUGAGCUUCGAAAUUUGAUGUUGCAUCUUGAGGAGGGCAAAAACCGUUUCAGGUUUUCGGUUUGUUCUGUACAUUAACCAUUCAAGACUGCUAAGCCUCAUUUGGAACCUACCUGUGUAAUUAAUAGUAGUUUUUAUAUUUUAAGUAUUAAAAGAGAAAACGUGUCUGUUAUUUGGUACAACCUAACUCCCCAAUGCUCCUAUCCAGUACACUGUGGACUUCUGUGCAGUCCAAUGCUGUUGACUUUUUAAUUCAUUAUUUUUUCUUUCUACUAUGUGUGAUCUAAUAUAUGUCUGAUUUAUUAGUUAAUAUGGAUUUAGUAUUAACUGCAUUGUGAUAAAUUUAAGUUGCCUAAUGAAAAGGGAUAUUAUAAUUUCAAUUGUUUAAUUUUAGCAUUUUUUCUCUCAUGUGUACAGAUAACUGUAUUAAAAAGACGAAAAGAGUAUUUUUUGCGUUUGUUGACCUGGAUUUUUUUUCUUUAACACAUUCCAAUUUGAAAUGUUUCUCUUUUUUUUUUUCAAAAUUAUCCUUGAUGCGUCCAUCUUUGGGCUCCUGUGAUUGGAUUCACUUGGCAGCAUGUUGUUGCUAUAUAUAUUAUAUAAAUAUUUCGUUUUAUUUUUACUCACACUUUGCCAUUUUACUCUUUACGAAUUAAAUGUCCACAGGUCUGUCUUGUGGGGAAAUGAUACAGUUCUUUAUUUUUGUAAUGUUUUAAAAGGAUAUAUGCCAACUGCUGCAGUCUGACACUUUUUUUUUUCCCCUUGAGUUUUCACUGAUGCUGUGUACCCUUGUGAGAUUAAAACCAGAAUGAAUUAUGAAUUUAUUAAUCUUUCGGUGAUUUUUACUAUGUGAAAUAGUCCUAUGCAUAUGUAUUAAUCAUGAUGAUUUUGUAUUUAAAUGAUUACAGUAUUCGAUUUAAUGACAAGUAUGACACGAGAGGAUAUUAAAACUAGUCUAUGACA